This is a messenger RNA of Symbiodinium natans, 3225 nucleotides long. NCBI's taxonomy places the organism in Eukaryota, Dinophyceae, Suessiales, Symbiodiniaceae. The record is from the annotation of a GenBank genome assembly.
AUGGCUGCAAUGAAUCCUCCAACAGCUGCAAUGAGGACUUCGCUGGAUGCCGAAGUGGCCGAAAUCCAACUUCGCGUGGAUACUGGCUGGCUUUCCAAAGAGGAAGCUCAUAAGUUGAAGACCCUGUUGAAAAUGGGCCAGAGUAUCGUGCGAACUUCGGAUAAGGACCGGAAUUGGACCCACAACACUGACGCCUUGCUCAAGGAAUACCUCUUAGUCAGGGAGGAGAACACGCCGCUAAAGAAGGUUCUGAAUGCAAUUGGCUACUCUUGGCUACAGAGGCAGCUGAGGGCAGCAGAUGCGAAGAAGGAAGCGGUGAAUACGAGCCUCUUCGUGCACAUUGUGGAAUCGGACUACUUCGAAUCUGCCAUGGGGCUGGUGAUGUUCGCCAAUGCGAUCAUGAUUGGCUUUCAAGUGUCCAGCACAGAUGAUGACGAAAACAGCGCACAUAUUUAUGAAAUCCUGGACUUUGUCUUCACCACCAUUUUUGUGGUCGAGCUGGUCUUACGAUACUGUUGCGAGGGGUGGAGGUGGUGGUUUCGGGGCUCUAACAUCUUCGACGUCGUAGUUGUGCUGGCUACGAAUGUGAUUCCUGUGUGGAUCCUGGGCCCACUGGGAGUCGAUCCUGCCUUGGUACGGCCAUUUGCAGUCCUCCGGCUAUUUCGGCUGGUGAAGCUGAUGAAGUUCAUUCGCAAGUACCGGAGCCUGCGUACCUUGUGGAACCUGUUCCAGGGUGUUCUGGGAAGCGGCAAGAUCUUGCUCUACACGGUCCUUGUCAUGGGUACGACGCUCUUCAUCUGGUCCGUGCUGGCUGUCGUCUUAAUAGGCCAGGACCCAAGGUCGAAAGACCAUCCGGACGUGAUCCUGUACUUCUCGAACGUGCCCGACGCGGUGUUCACCCUGUUCCAGAUUGUAACCAUGGACAGUUGGACAGCCAUCUCCCGGCCCAUUGGGGCACUCAACCCCAUCGCCGCCCUGGUCAUUGGCUUCAACAUCCUCAUCGUGGAGCUCUGCCUCCUGAACCUGGUCACGGCCACGAUCGUGAACGCGGCCUUUCAGAGGCAGCAGGACGACCACGAGAUGGUCGCCAGGGAGCAGAAGAUCAAAAGCGACAGGCUCAUCGACGAGGUUCGGACGCUCUUCAUGGAGAUGGACAAGAGUGGGACGGGGAGCCUCAACCAUGAAGAGUACCUGGACGCUGUGAGCGAAAAUCCUCAGAUUCAGACCAAGCUCAUCACGUUGGAGAUCGACGAUGCCGAGGAACUCUGGGACUUGAUCGACCUGGGUACGGGAAGCAUCGAGGUAGAGCAGUUCGCGCAGGGGCUCCGUAUCAUUGCUGGGGAGGUCAAGGCGAAAGAUCUCUUUACCAUCAACCGGCGGGUGGGCAAUGCCCUCAAUCGCCUGCAGGUGGCAGAGCGUGAGAUGGAGCGUCAGGUAAGCCUGGCCGAUGAGAUGCAGAGCGACAUCCAGGCGGUCACGCGUCAGCUUACCAAGUCUACACAAAACCUCGUGAACUUUAUGCACAACGUCUCCCGCUGCAUUCCCCGGAGCAAGGUCCUGCUGAAACCCUCCGCGGCAGAAGAGCAAAGGAUCGAAAUUCUGGACAAGGUCAAACCCAUCCUGGGGCCUAACAUGGGGCAGGUCUCCAGGCUCUUCUUCUCCAACCGCGGAAAGCGCGCAAUGCAGAGGAAGCAUGUCAACAUUACUGGCACCAGCCGGCCCAGAAGCGACCGUAACAUGCUGGUUGCCAGCCAGUGUUUCCGCUACAUGGACGUGAAUGAAUUGCGGACUCCUGACACCAGAACAAAGAGGACAGAGGGCUUACAAGGCUUAGUGGCUUGGGAUGUGGGCUUCACUUUUUGGGAGAAGAAGGUGGGAGCUAGCAAACUUACGGGUUUCUCUGAGCUGCUGGCUUGCCCGCUGCCAGGCUACAGCCCAGGACAGAUCGUGGAGGAUGACCUAAGAGUUGCCGCAGAGCCUUUCGAAGACCCCAGCGUUAUGAAGAUCCAGCCAGGCAUGCCGUCGCCUGCCGAACAUCUCAUGGACGUGCUCGGCGCUCGACAAAUCUUGCCCAUGUUGGGCAAAGCAAGUCGCACACCGGAAGACGGAUUCCCGCCAUCCAUGCGCAUGAACGUGCAGGGGUCGCUGGUCUUCAGUCCCGCGCGGCCCGCGGACCCUCCGCUCGGGUUCGAGCCGCUGCUUCUUGAGGUGCUUCCCACCCUCGAUGCGGCUCAGACGUCCACGCUCGUCCUCAUGGCAGGUGCGACCGCAUCGACCGCAGAGGUGAAGAUGGCAGGCCAGCUGAUGCCAGGGUCUCUGCCGCUGUGCCGCCUGGACGACUGUCAUGACGUGGUAUUCAGCGGUUCCUCUGUAAGCUCGACGCCGGGCACCAUCAUCGAUGAGGCCGAAGGCCUGCUCUCCUGUCCACUUCCACAGGCCAGUUCAGUGUGGGCCGGGCUCUCCGGGAGAUCGACAUGCAACCUUCGGGUAUCGCUGAAUGGAGGGGUUCACUGGUCGGAGCCCCCUCUGGCGCUGACGGUGCUCGCCCAGCCCACCCUGUUCGACGCAUCGGAGGUCCGAACCAGUGCGGAUAAGUUCUGUGAAGAGUGCACCAUCCUCGACCUGGUCGGAAGCCACUUCAACAAUGCGGUCGGAAUCAACAAUGACCGCUCGCCCCGAUGCUUUCUGGGAGAUUUCGAGGGCACUGUCCUCUCCGUCACGCACAACGUCACGAGCUGUUCCUUCCACGGUGGCCGGGUGCGACUGCGGCCAGACAAAGCCUCCGGAGCCGUCGCCCGGCCGGAUAGCAGCGACUUGCCGGUUUUUGAGGUGCGGGUGAUCUUGGACGAUGUCUUCGUGCCCACUGAAGUGGAGAGGUCCGUGCUGGAAGGCAGCGCCUCUUUCUACAGCCAGGACGUGUACUGCCAAUGGCACGUCUAUGCCAUCAGCGGAGAAGGUGUCGGCAGCCUUCCUGUCUUGAUCGACGCCGGGCAGCCCACCUUUGCGAUGCGCUGCGCCGCCGACCCGGAGGCGGAACGCUUCUGCAGUUGCAGUCAGACCGCUGUGGGAUGCGGCCCUCACGAGCACCUGGUGACUUGCAUGUCCCCUGUGCUGCCUACGGAGCUGGCUGAGGCCCGCAAUGUGGAAUACGAAGCCAAGCUGCUUCUCUCCGUGGACUCGGGCAGGUCGUGUGCUUGCAACAAGGGUUUAGGGUUUAGGGUUUAG